AUGGCCGCACUCUCCUGCUACCAGCCCUGCAGGUCGCAUCUCGCGCAGCCUGCUAGGUGUCUAGACGACGAAGAAGAUUGUCAGCAAGUGAACUUCUCGCUGCGGAGACAGCAGUUUAUCGAGAGAUGUCACGAGGCGCGAGGUCAGCGCCCCCGUGACUCCAUCCCGGAGGUCUCCGUCAAGAGGACCAGGGAGGAGCUGGCAAAGCAUGCCUCGCAAGCCACACCGCUAAACCGCCGGCUCAACGUGGAAGCCGGCUGGUCCAAGGUCGAGGAAGUGAGGAAGAAGUUCGAAGGAGCUGCUAAUUGCCCCUCGUUUUCGAGGUCUUUUGAGUCGCCGCCCAGGCGUCGUCUCGCAGACUCGUUGUUCGCGAGUUUCAAACUCCCGCGCAAGUCGAGGGAAGGCAUGGCGGCCCCCAGGUCCCUGGCGCCGCCGCAGCAGCAGAAGAGGAAGUCCGCUGUCGAACUGCUGGCAGAGACUAAAGCCUUCUACGUCAAGUCCGAGACUGUGCUCGAUAGGAAACAGGAACUACCGUUGAGGAUGAGCAGCGGUCUGGGCCAGGCGAUCGCAGCCGGUGGCUGUCACCUGGUCAGCUCCGGCACUCUCAACCAAGAUGCUUGCUGUAAUCCUUACGCCACGACCCGCAGUACAGGCGCGAGGCGAGCAGUGAGCGCGGGCGAGGGCCUGCAGAGCACGCUGCGUCGCCUGCUCGACCAUGCAGACAGCCGGGAGAACGUCUACUCACCACCCUUCGCUGUUUGUACACUGUCAGCGCACAAAGUAUAUGCUGACACGAGACGGCUAAAAGACUCUUACCCAGAACGGGAGACCAUGCCUCGGUCACAGCACAACUCUGGAACCUUCUCCGGAACAUUCUCGGGCACCUCCUCAUCUGGAACUUCAGGGUCUAAGGCUCAGAAGUCAGACCCUGACCAUAGAGAGAAGAUGAACAGGCCCCUGAGUUUUGGAGACGCAAGGGUCUUCUUCCCGGAGUCAUUUGUAAUACCACGGCAGAGGGCCAGCGAAGUCGUGAUCAAGGGUGGAUACUCUAUGCCGAGUUCCCACUCAAGUCCAGAGAACAUGGAGCUACCUGAACCAGUGGUGAGUGGGUCUGGGUCACCAGCGGACCCCAUCCCCACCAUCAGUCCGCCGGCGCAGUAUGCACACUCCGCACCUCGGUAUAUCAGGUAUCAAGAAUCGAACUCCCACUCCCAGCCAAGUAUGCGCGAGGACGACAGUGGCUGCCCCAACAUCAACAGUCACAAGUCGCUGCCAGACUUGCACUCGCAGACCAGGUGCUACCCGGAACACGCCAACGUAGGCCACACAGACACCAUCGGCCGGUCCCCGCGGCGCCGGCGCCACUCCACGCACCAGCGCACCGCGUCCUGCUCCUCCAAGGGCACGCGCUCCAACCACUCCUCACUCAUGUCCUCCUGCGAGGCCUUCUCAGAACACCCCUCGCCUGGAGAGGAGAACUACCAGUCUUAUAAUAGUCGGUGCGGCUCGUCGUUCGCCCGCGACUCGGGCGGGUCGAGCGGGCACUACACGCAGCGCAGCGCCCCGCACGCGGCGCCCGCGCGACACUCGCACCGCCGGACUGACUCCGGCUCCUCCACGCAACACGAACAUGAACACGCCAGGGGCUACAACUCGUACGUGUCGGAGUACGGCGCGCCCCUGGAGUGCUACGUGUCCGCGCCCCCGCAGUUCCAGGACGGCGCCCCCGACCCGCCCGCGCCCCCCGCGCCCCCCGCGCCCCCGCCGCACCACGCACACCACCAUCACUAUACUCACGCGCCCAGAGUCGGGAUACACUUCCAGGCGAGCGCUCCCCCGCCCCAGUUCCAGGACGAGCCUCCAAUGUACGACUACGGAGACUACGAGUGCACCUACAAGACUCCGCUGAAGUGCCUCAACGUGGGACGCAAGGAGUACGCCAGAGAGUAUACGAGAUACCACGAACCGAGUACGGAGUUAGUAAACAAACAGCCGCAGUACCAGGAACUGCGCAUGCGGCCGCGACAGGAUGACAACCAGGACUACGUCAAUACCACACAGAUAUGUCCACCGGAAGAAGUAACGUCACCGCUGGGUACCUUUAAGCGACAGCGAUGUUUGCGGUACAAGCAGAGACGACCCAGACCUAUACUGCGCUCUAAAUCUGAUAUCUCGGAUAGGUACAGACGCUCAGACGGACGCAGCCCAGCGUCAGCUCCAUGCGAAGGCGAGGACUCGCCGGACAGUCCAUCAGAAGAGGCCUCGCGUCUCCAAGACUUCUUCGAGCGGCUGGGCCUGGAACCCCGCCAGUAUGAUGCACUCGUACGGGACGCUCCACCUGACAGUCCUGUGUUCUUCUCAUCUGCUUCCACUGUAGACUCCAACCAGCUUGCUGCUACUGCUGACUAUACGGUCCAAGGUCCAGGCGUUCAGAAACAAAUCUACAGGAACACAGAACCCCCUAGCGUCGUAGAACGGAACGCUCGCAUCAUUAAAUGGCUCUGUCAAUGCCGGAAGACGCAAAUGCCACCGCCGCAGUGA
This is a messenger RNA of Spodoptera littoralis (African cotton leafworm), 2541 nucleotides long. The record is from the annotation of a GenBank genome assembly. Lineage: Eukaryota; Metazoa; Arthropoda; Insecta; Lepidoptera; Noctuidae.